AUUACUUGCGUAGAAGAAGAGAGGCGACAAGUCAUGGCGCCUGACAGUUUGUAAUGAGCCAACGACAACAGACAACCUCCCAAGUUGGAUUAAUAUCAGUUAAAGCAGUUCCCGUGAUAAAUCAUAGUCCUCAAAAUGCAGAUAACUUUGAAAACCUUACAACAACAGACGUUCAAAAUCGACAUCGACGAAGAGGAGACGGUGAAGGUCUUAAAAGAGAAGAUUGAACAGGAGAAGGGGAAGGAUAAUUUUUCAGUUGCUGGACAAAAAUUGAUAUAUGCUGGUAAAAUCCUCAACGAUGACACAGCUCUCAAAGAAUACAAAAUUGAUGAGAAAAACUUUGUGGUCGUCAUGGUGACAAAGCCAAAAACAGCCUCAGCUGCCCCUCAGGCUUCACCUGCCACUUCAACUCCCAGCACUACAGUCUCCACAGCACCUCCCACCUCAGCAUCUGGCUCAGACAGCUCAACAGAACCUGCCACCACAGACGACAAACCAGAGGAAAGCCCGUCAUCAGCUGCUGAACCAGCUCCUACUACGACUGGAAACACUGAGGCAUCGUCAUCAAACACAAACCUUAUUGAUGAGGCAGUUUCAAGUCUAGUGACAGGACCAUCAUAUGAUGCCAUGGUAAAUGAAAUGAUGCUCAUGGGCUACGAGAGAGAGCAGGUGGUAGCUGCUUUGAGAGCAAGCUUUAACAACCCAGACAGAGCUAUGGAGUACCUUCUCUCGGGGCUUCCAGGCAGGGACCUGAGUCGUUCAACACGACCUGAUACUGCUGUGCCUCCGGUGAGUGCAGCUCCAGCUGCAUCCACAGGCGGCAGUAGUGUCCCAGCUAAUCCAAGUUCAUCACCAAGUGCCGGGGGAGUCAAUCCUUUGAGUUUCUUGAGAAAUCAGCCCCAGUUCCACGUGAUGCGACAGCUCAUUCAGCAGAAUGCUGCACUGCUUCCUGCUCUUCUGCAGGAAAUUGGCAGGGAAAACCCAGAGCUGCUACAGGAGAUUAGCAGCCACCAGGAGCAGUUCAUCCAGAUGCUGAAUGAACCCAACCCAGAAGCAGUUUCGGCAGCUGGGACUGGAGGCGCAGGCGGUUCUGAAGGUGUAGGAGGUGACGCACCAGGCGGAGGUCACAUGAGCUACAUUCAGGUCACCCCACAGGAGAAAGAGGCCAUUGAGAGGCUAAAAGCCUUAGGGUUUCCAGAGGGACUUGUUAUACAAGCCUACUUCGCUUGUGAGAAGAAUGAGAACUUGGCAGCCAACUUUCUUUUACAGCAAAACUUUGAUGAUGAUUGAACGGGAUGUGUUUGUUUGACAUGUUUUCUUAUUUCUUCCCCUACUGUUGAAUGCUGAUUUUGAAUAUACAUGUACAAAAAGGCUUUUACAUUUCCACAGAAAGCCUUACUCACUACUUUCGUCAUCUCUUAACACUGGAUCAUUAUCACAAAGACAGGCUGUUGUUUAUCAGUUUGACAUGGACGAACAAUUUCAGUAGAGUAAAUGCAUCAAAAAUCAAAUGUUCAUUGUUCAUUCUUUUUCAUUUUCUUAUUUUCAAAUUCUUCAAUAUAAUUUUUUUAUCUAUAUGAUUUGCCAUCGCAGUAUAUUUUCCACUGUACAUUGGUUCAUAUUAAAUUUCACCUUUUAUAAGUUGACAAGUUAUGAAGAUUUAAAAAAUUAAAGUGAAAUGAUAAACAUGA
Betta splendens (Siamese fighting fish) is the source of this 1691-nucleotide messenger RNA. RefSeq names its product RAD23 homolog B, nucleotide excision repair protein (gene rad23b). NCBI's taxonomy places the organism in Eukaryota, Metazoa, Chordata, Actinopteri, Anabantiformes, Osphronemidae. Gene Ontology annotation, cellular component: cytosol; nucleoplasm. The transcript is spliced from 10 exons. Gene Ontology annotation, biological process: proteasome-mediated ubiquitin-dependent protein catabolic process; nucleotide-excision repair. The record is from RefSeq and is a predicted model, not a curated record. Bases 136 to 1290 code for a protein of 384 amino acids. Gene Ontology annotation, molecular function: proteasome binding; polyubiquitin modification-dependent protein binding; ubiquitin binding.